AUGAAAGACGGCAAAAUAGUUUUCUGUACUGGAGGUGCUGGAGACAUUUGCAGUGCACGGGUGAGGGCAUUGGGGUAUCUCGGCGCAGACGCAUGCAUUGUUGGCCGCAACGUCGCGAAGACCGAACGGACGGCAAGAAUCCUGGCGGAAGCAAGACAAGGGGCACGAGUCAUUGGCUUGGGAGCAGUUGAUGUUCGAAACUACGAAAGUCUUCAGAAUGCAGUGGAGAGAUGCGUAAAGGAGUUGGGAGGAAUCGACUUUGUCAUAGCUGGAGCUGCUGGCAACUUUCUGGCGCCCAUUACCCAACUGUCUCCAAACGCUUUCAGAUCAGUCAUCGACAUUGAUCUCAUUGGUUCUUUCCAUACUCUCAAAGCAACACUCCCGUAUCUAGAGAAGUCAGCCGCGAAGCAUCGCUCGGACGGCGUAGCUCCAUCAUCGGGAACCGGUGGAAGAAUCAUUUUCGUCAGCUCGACUCUUCAGUAUCGGGGGACAGCGCUACAGAUACACGGUUGUGCAGCGAAGGCAGGAGUUGACGCUCUGUCUUCAUGUCUCGCUAUCGAAUUUGAACCUCGUGGUUUAACAUCAAACAUCAUUGCUCCUGGACCGAUUGCGGAAACAGAAGGAUUGAAGAGGAUGGCCCGAGUAGAGGGUUAUCACGGUGUGGCGGCAGGCGUCCCUGUUGGGAGAUGUGGAACUGUGAAGGAGAUCGCGGACGCGACAAUAUAUCUAUUUUCGGACACAGGAAGUUAUGUCAAUGGAGCAACCCUCGUCGUUGAUGGAGGUGCGUGGAGAACUCAAGGUGCAAGUACCAGUCCGGUCUUCCCGUAUCCAGAGUUCUUCUUGUCCAGAAGCAUCGAUGAGAAAGCCCAGUAUGCCAAGUUGUAG
This is a messenger RNA of Rhinocladiella mackenziei CBS 650.93, 885 nucleotides long. RefSeq lists its product as uncharacterized. The transcript is spliced from 4 exons. Gene Ontology annotation, molecular function: 2,4-dienoyl-CoA reductase (NADPH) activity. The record is from RefSeq and is a predicted model, not a curated record. Gene Ontology annotation, biological process: fatty acid catabolic process. NCBI's taxonomy places the organism in Eukaryota, Fungi, Ascomycota, Eurotiomycetes, Chaetothyriales, Herpotrichiellaceae. The coding region runs from base 1 to 885 and encodes 294 amino acids.